UACUGGUUUUAGGUUAAAAUAAAAUCGUUUUUAAGUAUAGCGAAGACAUUAUUGUGGAUGUAGGCAUUACACACCAACCAACAAGCAAGUGAAUUGUAUUGGUUUGCUGUAGCACUCACGUUGAAAGCGGACGAUAGCUAGGCCUAGUUUCAGUGAAUUAUGUGAGUCGACUGCUCUCAGGAUAUUAUCUAAUUUAGUACGUUUCCGUAGAAACAUGGCAGAUAUCAAAACAAAAUCCUCUGUUGACGUCUCUGAAUCAAAACAUAUACGAGAGAGACCAUAUAAAUGUGAUGUUUGUUGUAAAUCAUUUAAGCAAAAAGGUGCUCUCAAUGCACAUUUGAGAAUUCAUACUGUAGAGAAACUUUAUAAAUGUGACAUUUGUGGUCAAGCAUUUGAUAGAAAAGAUCAUUUUACAAAACAUGCGUUCAUUCAUACUGCCGAUAAGCCUUAUACAUGUGAUGUUUGUGGUGAAUCAUUUAUGUCGAAACAAAAUUUUAAGGAGCAUUCUUUUAUCCAUACUGGACAGACACCUUUUCAUUGUGAUGUUUGUGAAAAAUCAUUUAGACACCGUGAUAUCCUACGAAAACACCUUAUAACUCAUACUGAAAAGAAACCAUUUAAAUGUAGCGUUUGUGAUAAAUUAUUUAGCCAAAAUGAUAAUCUAAAGGAACAUAUGAAAAGUCACACUGGCGGGAGACGCUAUGAAUGUCAUGUUUGUCAUAAAUCAUUUCCUGGAAAAAGUCCUUUAAAUUAUCAUGUUAGAAGACACACAGAAGGAAAACAGUUUAUGUGUCAUGUUUGUGGUAAAUUAUUUACAACAAAAGAUUAUAUUGCAGAACAUAUGAAUAUUCAUACUGGCAAGAAGCCACAUCAAUGUAAUGUUUGUAAUAGAUCAUUUCGUACAAAAAGCACCCUUUACAACCACCAGAGAAGUCUAUCAUGUACUAUCCCAGACAAACAAUGUGCCGGAAUAUGUGAAAUUUGUGGUAAAUCAUUUGCUUCCAAAAAUUAUCUAAAUGAACAUGUGAAAUUUCACACCGGUGAAAAACCAUAUAGAUGUGAUAUUUGCGGUUAUUCAUGUAUUGCUGCUAGGCAACUGAAAGAACACCUAGAAACUCAUGCUGUAAACAGAGAACAUCAUAAAUGUGAUGUUUGCAGUAAAUCAUUCACUACUAAAAUAACUCUGAUGAUGCACGCUAGGAUUCAUCUCGGUGGGAAAUCGUUUAAAUGUAAUCUUUGUAAUAAAUCGUUUUUUCAAAAUUACCAUCUACAGGCACACAUGAGUAUACAUACUAGACAUAAACCAUUCAAAUGUUGGGUUUGUAGAAAGUCAUUUACCUUAAAAACAACUCGAAACAUACAUAAGAGAAUUUAUUGUGGUAAAUCAGUUAUUAGCAAAGAUUAUUAUAAAGAACAUGCCAAAAUUCGUAUUAGAGAACGACCAUAUAAUUGUGAUAUUUGUAGUAAAUCAUUUAUUCUUACAAGUACUCAGAGGUCUCACGCUGAAAAUACAUUUAAUUGUGAUGUUUGUAAUAAAUCAUUUUGUCAGAGUUCCACUCUACAAGCACACAAGAGAACCCAUUCUGGAGACAAACAUAUUGAACAUGAUCUUUGUAAUAAAUCAUUUACCCAAAAAGGCAGCGUAAGUAAGAAUUCUCAUACUGGAAGUAAACGGUAUAAAUGUGAUGUUUGUAAUAAAUCAUUUAGUACAAAACGCGAUCUACAUCAUCACCUCCGAACACAUACUGGCGAAAAACCAUACAGAUGUGAUGUUUGUAAUAAAUCAUUUAGUCAGAAGAGUACUGUCAAUGCUCAUAUGAAAACUCACAAUCCAGCGGAAGAGUUUGAAUGUGAUGUUUGUAAUAAAUCAUUUGCUACCAGAAGUUAUUUAGAUUUUCAUAUGGAAAGUCAUAUCAGUGAUAAUCCUUAUACAUGUGAUGUUUGUAGUAAACCAUUUACCCUAAAAUGUAAUCUAAACAGACAUAUGAAAAUUCAUACAGAAGAAUCCACAGAUGGAAAUCUAUAUAAAUGUGAUUUUUGUAAUAAAUCAUUUUCUAGGAAUUCCAAGCUACAACAACACAGGAGAACGCAUUCUGGCGAGAGACCUUUUAAAUGUCAUCUUUGUAAUAAAUCCUUUACUCAAAAAGGCAGUCUAAGUGAUCAUAUGAAUAUUCAUACUGGUUGGAAACCAUAUCAAUGUGAUGUUUGUAAUAAAUUUUUUGCCCAAAGAAGUAAUCGAAAUGCACAUAUGAAAUCUCAUGAUGCAGAGAAACGACAUGAAUGUAGUUUUUGUGAUAAAUCAUAUACCCAAAAAGCUAAUUUAAUCAUUCAUAUGAAAAAUCACACUCAAAAGGAAACAUUUACAUGUGAUAUUUGUGAUAAACAAUUUACUAAUAGAAAUAAUUUUGAUCGUCACUCAAAAACUCAUGCCACUUUUAAAUGUAAUGUUUGUUAUAAAUCAUUUACUACAAAUGGCCGUCUAAAAGCACACCUCAGAACACAUAGUGGUCAGAAACCAUAUAGAUGUAAUAUUUGUAAUAAAUCAUUUAGCCAACAGAGCAGUGUAAAUGUUCAUAUGAAAACUCACAAUCGAGAAGAAGUGUUUCAAUGUCAUAUUUGUAAUAAAUCAUUUGUUACGAGAAGUUAUUUAGAUAUUCAUGUGCAAUGUCAUAUUAGUGGGAAACCUUACAAAUGCGAUAUUUGUAAUCAAUCAUUUACCCUAAAAUCUAAUUUAAAGAGACAUAUGAAAACUCACACAGACGAACCCAGACCUGAAAAAAAAUAUAAAUGUGAUGUUUGUGAUAAAUUAUUUACCAGAACUGCUAGUCGAAAAAGACAUAUGAAAACUCACACUGCAGAGACACCAUAGUAAUGUGAUAUUUGAAAAAGUUGUUAAAAUAGUUGUGUUAGAAGUCAUCACUGUAACCUGGGUAUUAUUUAAUAUUGUGUAUCUAGCACUAAUUUCUUUCACAUUCGUUUAAUAUCAAAUCUUUGUUUAAAUAUUUGUAAAAAUUGUUUAAAAUAACCCCAAACCAUCUAA
Patella vulgata (common limpet) is the source of this 3040-nucleotide messenger RNA. RefSeq names its product zinc finger protein 271. The coding region runs from base 215 to 2869 and encodes 884 amino acids. NCBI's taxonomy places the organism in Eukaryota, Metazoa, Mollusca, Gastropoda, Patellidae. The transcript is spliced from 2 exons. The record is from RefSeq and is a predicted model, not a curated record. Gene Ontology annotation, molecular function: RNA polymerase II cis-regulatory region sequence-specific DNA binding; DNA-binding transcription factor activity. Gene Ontology annotation, biological process: regulation of transcription by RNA polymerase II.